Molecule: messenger RNA, 2648 nt
Organism: Cheilinus undulatus (humphead wrasse)
Lineage: Eukaryota; Metazoa; Chordata; Actinopteri; Labriformes; Labridae
Gene: pheta2
Product: PH domain containing endocytic trafficking adaptor 2
Exons: 3
Coding region: 247-1035 (262 amino acids)
Biological process (GO): retrograde transport, endosome to Golgi; endosome organization; receptor recycling
Cellular component (GO): trans-Golgi network; early endosome; recycling endosome
Source: RefSeq, a predicted model, not a curated record
CUGCCCUAAAGGUAGCCGAUAAUUAGCUUGAAUUUUACACUGUGUUCGAAAUUGUUAUGUAGAUACGAUUCCAAUUAAACAAACUUUUAAUCUUUAGUUGUUCAAUUAAAGUUUUCAAUCGUUCUGUCUCUCCUGUCAGUUUACAUCACAGAUAUUAAUCUCAGACAGGUCUGGUCAUUGGUUUGCCAGGUGAGCCUUUUUUAAAUACAUGUUUCUAAAAGCCUUUUCUCCUCUGUAGGUGUUGGGAUGAAGCUCCAUGAGAAGAUUUUGACACAUUACCUCUCAUGCACCUCUCCUGUAGAUAAAGAGGGCUACCUCUAUAAAAAGAAAGAGAGAACUGCGACCUACCACCGGCGCUGGUUUGUGCUGAAGGCUAACCUGCUUUUCUAUCAGGAGCGGCCGGCUGACAGACACCUUCUGGGAGUCAUCGUCCUGGAGGGGUGCUCAGUGAGGCGCUCAGAGUCUGAGGGACAGUUUGCCUUUUCCCUGGUGUUUGAAGGGCCCGGUCUGAGAACCUACAGAUUUUCUGCAGGGGAUCAUCAGACUGUGGAGAGCUGGGUGAAAGCUUUGCUCUCGGCCAGUCACUGUUACCUCUCGCUGCUGCUGAGAGACCUGCAGGGGCAGUAUGAAGAGGCUAAACAGACACACAUCUCUGGUGAAUCCCACCACAGCUCCUCCAUCAGCGGACUUAAACAGUCCCAGUUGUUCCUCCCUGCACAGGGCUCGACAGCGGUGGUCAGAGAAAGCAGAAGCUUCAGUGCUGGCACUGUUUUGAAUGCUUCUUCAGGACCUUCUAAAGUGGUCGCUAGAAAGUCCCCUAAACUUUGGCACAGAAGAAACGCACACGUCACACCAAUCAACGGGCCGGCACCUUUGUACGGGGAAUGGCCUUUGGUGGGCUUCGACCCUCUUGAGGACUUCAGCAGGCUUCAUGAUUAUUACGGGCAGGAGGUGAAGAGAGCAAGGGAGGAGUGGCUGAGGAGUCGACGAGCAGAAGAGGAGCGCAGGGAUGGAGAUCUCAUCGACCUGGGGUAAAGGAAAAAAAACAAAAGGCAGUACAGAGACAGUUAAAGAGGAAGUGUGAAGAAGCGGUUCAUGUGAGUUAAAAAGGAACUGAACCUGACGUCUUUCUAAUUAUUCAGUCACUAUGAGAACAUAUUCACACCUACUUAUCUGUAAAUGUGCUAAAUGUUUCAAAUGUGUUUCUGAAUCAGAGAGCUGUAAUUUCCUGAGCCAAGGUGGCCUUAAAGUGUCCAUGGGAUGGGAUAGGAUGUAAAUCUACCUUUUAGACAUGAAACAGUACUCUGUAUGGCCUUUUCACAGCCUUUAAUGAAUGUAACUACAAAUAAGAUCAAUGCAUAAUUUAUCUUAAUUUAAUCAUUUGUCCAAGUAAGCUGUGAUGAUGUUUAAGAGAGGUGGCAUGCACAAAACCCUGAGACUAAAGCAGCUAAAUGGAAUCAAGCCAUAAUUUAUUUAUUUAUGUGCACUUUCUCUUGCAAAAUGUCUUCCAAGAAGUCAAGUUUUCCUUGCUUUUUCUUGUUUACUCAUUUAAUUUCAAUGCACAAAUGUGUCUCAGUGAAACUAAAAUUUCAUAUGUGGCAUGAAAGGAAAUAUUGAACAGUAUUAGGUAAGAAUGUUUGCAUUUGCUUUUUUCAUCUUAAAGCUCCUGUGAGGAAUUUUAAGGUUUAUACUGGGACAAAGUAGUACCUCUUAUCUUUCAGCUGACAAUAUCAUGCACGUAUCUGUUGUGUUUCUUUAAAAAAAGCACAUUUUAGCCACAAAAGAACAGGCUGUUUUGCAGCUAAAUUGUUGCAUCUGGCACCAAGAUAAAUGAAUAACAACACAUAGAAAUCAAUAAAAACCAUGUAACUGAUGGUCUUUUUUGCUUUUGCAGGUUGUUUAGAGGAGCCAGUACUUAUUUCAUUCAAAAAAAAAUUCUCACAGGACCUUUUAAAUUGAAUCCUAUGCACUUGCUUUGCAUUGACAUGAACACAGUUCCAGUGCAGUUGUGUAUUCACAUGUGCAAUUAUCAAUCUCAGCUAUGUAUUAUAAAACAGUGGUUCUCAACUGGUGGGUCAAGCCUCAAAAGUGUGACACAACACUGAAUUCAGUGGGUUGGUGGGUCAAAUGUAUGCCUGGAAAAUCUAUCUAGCGCCUUUGGGAAAAAUUCAGUUGCAAUUCAGAUUGUUUUACAGGAGAGAGAAAAAAUGAUUUGCAAAAAGGUAGAAUUUUAAAAGGAUUAUUAAUCUACAUGACACCAAUAUGAAGUUUAUAUAAUACCAUUCAAUUAUUAAAAAAGAAACUGUGAAGAAAUACAUUUAUGAAUUGAUAAAAACUAGAACAUGAUAAAAACCUAUACAUUUAAUAGAUCAAUGAUAAAAAAAAUACUAAAAGAAAUCUAAAAUGAUUAAGUGUCAAAAAUGUGAUAUAAAUAAUUAACAGUCACAACGAUAAAUACAUAUGGGCACUAAAAACUCUACAAUAGACAUUAAAAUGUGAAUUCAAAAUAAGACUAGAACAAUGAUAGUGAUAUAAAUAAUUUAAUAAAAUUAUAAAGCACCCCAUAAAGCCAGACUCAGUCUGGGAGAUUUUGCUGAUUAAGUUUUAAACAGUGGUGGAAAGUAACUAAUUACAUUUACUCAAAUUAC